This is a messenger RNA of Medioppia subpectinata, 1152 nucleotides long. Lineage: Eukaryota; Metazoa; Arthropoda; Arachnida; Sarcoptiformes; Oppiidae. The record is from the annotation of a GenBank genome assembly.
AAAAGGCAUUGAAAACAAACAAUUGAUUCAAAAAUAUCACACAUUUUGUUGUUUAUCGGCAUUUGUCUGAAGCGUUGGAUCAGUUGUUUUGUUGCUUACGGUUUGUGCGAAGACAAUGGCUAGCGAUGGUCAUCAAAGUGCCGGCGACUGGUGUCUCAUUGAAUCGGAUCCGGGCGUCUUCACGGAGUUGAUCCGUGGCUUCGGAGUGAAUGGAGUACAGGUCGAAGAGUUGUAUUCGUUGAGUGCUGACUGUUUCGUUAACCUCAAACCGAUUCAUGGAUUGAUAUUUCUGUUCAAAUGGAUGCCAUCGACCGAACCGGAGGGCAAUGUCGUGGACGACGAGCGGGUGUUCUUCGCCAAACAGGUGAUCAACAACGCGUGCGCCACUCAAGCCAUCAUUAAUAUACUGCUCAACUGCGGCCACGAAGACAUACAAUUGGGCCAAACGUUAACCGAUUUAAAGGAAUUCAUUCAGUACUUCGACCCGACGAUGAAAGGCCUGGCGUUGAGUAACUCGGAUGUCAUCAAACAGGUCCACAACUCGUUCUCCAGACAACAAAUGUUUGACUUCGAGACCCAGAAGGCGCAGAAAGACGACGACGUGUUUCACUUCAUAUCAUACGUGCCGAUCAACGGCCGACUCUACGAGUUGGACGGCCUUAAGUCGGGACCCAUUGAUUUGGGAGCCAUCCCUUUGGCCACCGAUUGGAUCGAUACGGCGCGGCCUCACAUCGAGAAGCGGAUGCAGAAGUACGCGGAGGGAGAGAUUCACUUCAAUCUGAUGGCACUCAUCAGCGAUAAGAAAAUGCUUUACGAGAAACAGUUGGCGUUAUUGCAGAAACAGGUGGAGAGCGACGUCUCGAUGGACACGGACUCGAUUGAGGCCGAAAUAUGUCAUCUGAAAGCCAUGAUUGCCGAAGAAGACACCAAAAUGAAGAGAUAUAAAGUUGAGAACAUUCGCCGAAAACACAAUUAUUUGCCACUAAUUAUGGAGAUCUUGAAGACGUUGGCAGCGGAGGGACGGCUCACCGAUUUGGUAGAUAAGGCCAAACAGAAGGCCAUUCAAGUGAAAAAAAUCAAAGACGACAAGAAGUCCAAUAAGACAUAAAAACGGCGAUUAUUUUUAAUCAUUUUUUAAUAUUUAUUACAUUC